Messenger RNA from Hemibagrus wyckioides, 2548 nucleotides. Its product is annotated as GTPase IMAP family member 4-like. Bases 2 to 1585 code for a protein of 527 amino acids. Lineage: Eukaryota; Metazoa; Chordata; Actinopteri; Siluriformes; Bagridae. The transcript has 2 exons. Gene Ontology annotation, molecular function: GTP binding. The record is from RefSeq and is a predicted model, not a curated record.
UAUGAGGAUCUUGCUGCUGGGGAGACGUGGAUCUGGGAAAAGCUCCUCAGGAAACACAAUACUGGGAGAAAAAGUGUUCAUCAGCCCAAAACGCUACAAAGAGAAAGUGACUAAAACCUGUAGAGAACACACCGGCCAUGUUACAGGAAGGAAGGUGUGUGUGAUGGACACACCAGACCUGCUGGAUCCAGACAUCACAGAAGAGGAGCUCCACCGAGAGAAAGAUAAACUGCUGUCUCUCUGUCAGUCUGGUCUUCAUGCUGUGCUGCUUGUGGUUCCUGUUGGAGAAGAGCUGCAGAGUGAGGAGGAGAUACUGGAGUUUAUUAGAGUACUGUUGGGUCCAGGCAUUCAGAAGUUUAUCAUAGUGCUCUUCACACGAGGAGACGAGCUGGAGGACGACGAGACCAUUGCAAAGUUUGUAGACAGGAACGGAGGAAGUGAGCUCAAGCAGCUGGUUGAAGAGUGUGAGAACAAAACCCAUGUCUUCAAUAACAUCAUCACAGAGCCGAGACAAGUCACUGACUUACUGGAGAAGAUUAACCUAAUGGUGAGCCAGAACAGAGGCCAGUAUAACAUGGCCCAGACAAGAAGGUCCAGUAUACAGAAGGACAUCACAUUUUCAGGUGCAGCAGAUAUCAGAAGGCCACUUGAUGAACAAGGUCCCCAGCUGAGAAUGGUGCUUCUAGGAAAGACCGGCGUUGGGAAGAGUGCAUCUGGAAACACCAUCCUUGGAAGAAACAUAUUCCAGUCUGAUUCUAACUCAACCUCACAAACCAGAGAGUGCAGGUCUCACAAAAUCCUACGAGGUGGUAAACAAAUCUCUGUCAUUGACACACCUGGAAUAUUUGAUACCCAGCUCAGUAACAAAGAUGUGAUCAUAGAAAUAAUGAACUGUUUGACCUAUUCCUCUCCGGGACCUCACGUUUUCCUCAUAGUCAUCAGUUUAGCUGUACGAUUCACUCAGGAGGAGAGGAGCACUGUGGAUGAAAUCAAAAAGACCUUUCAGAAUGCAGACAAGUACACAAUGAUACUCUUUACAUAUAAAGACAACCUGAAGAGGAGUAUGGGGCAGUUCCUGCAGGACGGAGACCCUGGUCUCAGAGAGUUAGUAGCCAGAUGUGGAAAUCGCUACCACUGUUUAAACAACAAAGCACCAAGCUACAAACAAUUCAAAGAAUUCAUGGUGAAAGUAGAGCAGAUGGUGUGUGAUAAUAAGGGGAUGCACUACUCGGACGCUGUCUACGAGGACGUUGAGAGAACGAUUUAUGAUCUUCAAGAACAGAGGUUGAAAGAAAAAGUGGAGCAGUGCAAAAGAAGAUAUCCUGAAGCGACCAAGACUGAAUGGCAGAAAAUCUACUGGACACUGCUGCAGGAGUCAAGAACAGAAGCACAGACCAGUCUGUCAAAAGAUAAACAUAUUUUGAAAUUGGCAGAAAAAUUUGGAACGCUGCAAAUAACAUCAGAGGAGAAGAUAGAGGUGAUAGAUGCAGCUAUGCGUGAGGGAAUAGGUCCUCAACAAGUUUUACAAAUUGCCUUCAGAGCAACAGUCCAGCUUGCUAAGCAGAAAAUAUGUGCUGUUCAGUGAAUUUUGGAUGUUUCUGAAUGUCACAUGUUCAGAUUUUUAUACUGAUUUAUUUCACGUUUUACUGAUAAUUUGCUCACCUUUACAAUGAUGUGAUGAAGAUUAGCUUUUGUAUUGUCAACUGAUAGACUUAAAGAAAGAUUUAAAACUACACAAGUAACUGUAAUUACCAUCGAAACCAUUCCCCCUUCUUCCUCAGGAAUGUGUUCCUUGACCAGACAGAUCUUUAAAUCAGCUUUUUGAGUCGAUUCAUUAGGUCAGUUCUUUUAGGUGAACAAUGGCUCACAGAUCUGAAGGACUGUUAUGGUGACUCUAAAACAUGGAAAAUGGCUUUAGAAAUGAAAAUCAACUGCUUUAAAAAUCUUAAAAUGUACACUAUAUAGCCAAAAGUAUUGGGACACCCCUCCAGAUCAUUGAGUUCAGGUGUUGUGUUUCAGGGGUUCUUCUCAGCCCCUUAGUUCCAGUGAAAGGAACUCUUAACGUUUCAGCUUCAUACCAUGGACAAUUUCAUGCUCUUUGUGGGAACAGUUUGGGGAUGACCCCUUCCUGUUCCAACAUGACUGCACACCAGUGACCAAAGCAAGGUCCAUAAAGACAUGGAUGAGUGAGUUUGGUGUGGAGGAACUUGACUGUCCUGCACAGAGUCCUGACCUCAACCCCAUAGAACACCUUUGGGAUGAAUUAGAGUGGAGACUGUGAGCCAGACCUUCUCGUCAUCACAACAUCAGUGCCUGACCUCACAAAUGUGCUUCUAGUGGAAUGGUCAAAAAUUCCCAUAAACACACUCCUUAACCUUGUGGAAAGACUUCCCAUUAGAGUGGAAGCUGUUAUAGCUACAAAGGGCGGGGCAACUCCAUAUUACACUGGAGUUAAGGCAGAUGUCCCAAAACUUUUGGUAAUAUUGUGUAUAUAAUCUUAAAUAUUUUACAGUAAUUUGUUAAUAUACACCUAUUUAUUUUUAUUUCA